GAUUCUCGUCCAUUCGCUGCGAGGUGCCGUCCGUGUACCUGGUGCUCGUGUGCUUGCGUGCUCGUGUUUAGUCGUGUCGUUCCAGUUUGUGUGUUCGCCGUCCUUUUCGUCCUGUGUCCAAAGGAUAAAGCCGCCGCUCACCCACUCGCAUAUACGCCAACGAGGAAACUUCUAAUAUUGUCUCUCCGUCAGUCUGCACAUUGAGCCAGCGAUAUACGCGCGCGGAUAACGAUGCGUUCGUUCUGUGCUUCAGCGCUCUUAGUGGCGCUGUUUGCUCCAAAGCUCGCCAUGUCAGAGAUCCGUCAAGGUGGAACACAGGGCUGGGAAUUGAGAUCGGUGUCUUUGAGCGAAUUGUCGAAACUCGGUCUAGCUACGGGACCCUCGGAUAGACGACCGAUCUUCCAGAGUAUUCACGGAGGGCCUCCGCGAGGAGGACCGAAUUUCCAACAAGUCCAGAUACUAGGAUACGUUUCAGGCGCAGGACCCGGACAGCGCGGACCGCGAUCUUUCCACGGAGCCAACAUUCCCUUGGAAAAUCUAUUCGCGAGGGCUCAGGUUCAUCGGGGACCACCUGGACUUCCUAUCGAAGCUCCCAUCAGUCGGGGACCACAAAUCCUCGGAGCUCCCGGUCUAAGCAAUCUGCGACUUCCUCCCGGAUGGCAAGCGAUCCAGAUCGAUGCCAAUCAGUUCAAGUCGAUAGCUUCGGGAAAACCGAUCGACAUUCCCGGACUCGGCAACGGUCCUGUUCAUAUUUCCUCUCAAUUCGCCCAGAACAUCGCUUCCCCGUCUGGUCACGCUCCUGGUCCACAAGAUGCUGCCGUAUCCGAGCUUCCGAACAACAAACUCGAGAUUCCUCAGCACGCGCAAACCUUCCAGCAUGGACCCUUCCGUUUCGCCCACGUUUCUGAAGAAGUUCAACUCAUCGGUCAAAACGGUCAGAAGACUAUCGAGGUUCCCGUGGGUACCGGUCACGACCAAAUUAAACAAGUCGUGCAACAACAAUCUGAGCCCCAGAGCAGUUCCGUUCCCGCGGCUGAAGGAGGCAUCAACAUUCCCGGUGGACUUCCAGCUGCAAUCCAGCAAUUCCUCAAGGAUAACACACCUCAAUUCCAACUCCAAGAUGAUGAAGAGCAGAAACAAGCCGAGCAACAAGUUCAAUCGGUACCUCAGCACCAACAUCAGUCGCACCAACAUCAGUCGCACCAACAUCAACAGGAAGCACAGCAGCACGUGCAAGGUCCCCCUCAGCAUUUGCAGCAAGCUCAACACGUUCAACAGGAGCAGCACCAUCCUCAGGAACGAGUUCAUUUCCCUCAACAGCAAAUCCACAGUCAGCAUGUUCAACAACAGGCGCCCCAACCUGUGGUUCGAGUUCAACCCGCAGAGAGUCCGAUCUCGAACAUCCCUCCCGGAUGGAAAGUGAUCCGAGUCACUGCUGAACAACUCGCCGCUUAUCAAAGAGGUGGUCCCGCACCGUGGCUCCAACAUCAGCAGCAACAACAACCGAACAGGCACAGGCACAUUCCGCAACAAGUUCAACACCAGGAGCAGAAUCGGCCGCACUUCCAUCAGAGCCACCCCGAUGGUCCUCGCGGAUUCCCAGGCCAGGCCGAGAGCUAUCAGGGACCCCCCGCGCAAGCUCCACCGGUGAGACUCCCCCCCAGAGCGAACGUCAAAGUUGUUUAUCUCCCAUUCAACUCCGUGAAGACCGCCCAACACCAACAACCGCUCUACCGGGAGGAGCGACAGGAGGCUCGUAGACAGCAAGCGUGGCAGCCUCCGAGCAUGGAACACGGUCAGUGGAAGGCAAUCACACCAAGCUUCAUCCAAGCAUCGAACGGUCCAUGGAAGCAGCAGCCAGAAUCGAGCAACGGAGGUCCAGCCUACGCCACCAGCGAACGCUACCAUCAUCGCGGAAACCACAUUGAAGAACACCGACAUGAGCACCCGCCCAAUGGUCAACACCAUCAGCAGCAUCAUCAUCAACACGAAAACCAGAGGGUACAAGGGGUCGUGACUCGGGAAAACGCCGGUAAAUGGUAUUAA
This is a messenger RNA of Galendromus occidentalis (western predatory mite), 2046 nucleotides long. RefSeq names its product putative mediator of RNA polymerase II transcription subunit 12. The coding region runs from base 232 to 2046 and encodes 604 amino acids. The record is from RefSeq and is a predicted model, not a curated record. Lineage: Eukaryota; Metazoa; Arthropoda; Arachnida; Mesostigmata; Phytoseiidae. The transcript has 9 exons.